AUGUCAGACAAGCUUAAGGAACGCAAAGUGAGUCGGCUGAGCCCAGACAGCCCUUGCGCCCCGCUGGUGGGGGCGUCUGACUCCCGGAGCCGCCACCUGGCUGGACCGACGGCAGGGACGUGGCACACGGGACUCUCGUGCGGAGGAAGCUUGAGUGGUUUGGGCGGGGAACGAGGACAGAGAGAGGGGCUUCCUCAACUCGGGAGGCCGGUGGCCACCUCCCCAGUGCCCUGGCGCUCAGCUGGACGGCGUGGCCCAAGCCGGGCGGGCGGGCGGCCGGAAGAGGAGCGCACUGGACGACUCCCUGGGCAACACUAUCCUAAAUGUACAAACCUCUGUUCGCAGAGAACCCCUGUCUCCCACAAAGUGAUAGAAAAGCGGAGGAGGGACCGGAUAAACCGCUGCUUGAACGAGCUGGGCAAGACGGUACCCAUGGCCCUGGCGAAGCAGAGUUCCGGUAAGCUGGAGAAGGCGGAGAUCCUCGAGAUGACCGUUCAGUACCUGAGGGCCCUGCACUCCGCUGAUUUUCCCCGGGGAAGGGAAAAAGCAGAACUGCUAGCAGAGUUCGCCAACUACUUCCACUACGGCUACCACGAGUGCAUGAAGAACCUGGUGCAUUAUCUCACCACCGUGGAAAGGAUGGAGACCAAGGACACCAAGUACGCGCGCAUCCUCGCCUUCCUGCAGUCCAAGGCCCGCUUGGGCGCCGAGCCCGCCUUCCAGCCGCUGGGUUCGCUCCCGGAGCCGGAUUUCUCCUAUCAGCUGCACCCAGCGGGGGCCGAGCUCACGGGCCACAGCCCCGGGGAGGCCUCCGUUUUCCCGCAGGGCGCCGCCCCCGGGCCCUUUCCCUGGCCGCACGGCGCGGCCCGCAGCCCGGCGCUGCCCUACCUGCCCGGCGCGCCGGUGGCGCUCCCGAGCCCCGCGCAGCAGCACAGCCCCUUCCUGACGCCCGUGCAGGGGCUGGACCGGCACUACCUCAACCUGAUCGGCCACGCCCACCCCAACGCCCUCAACCUGCACCCGCCCCAGCACCCGCCGGUGCUCUGACGCCGCCUCGCCCGCCAGGGUUCUCCGCGCGCGCCCGGCGCGACGUAGGAAAAACACCGUACGUUGUACAGAUGUAAAUAGUGUGCCAACAAAAAAGCUGGGUGGGGAAGGUCAGGAGCAAAUUAGUCUCCUGAAGGAUCUCCCCCUGGCAAUAAACGUUUUCUGAUAAA
Messenger RNA from Leopardus geoffroyi (Geoffroy's cat), 1217 nucleotides. RefSeq names its product helt bHLH transcription factor (gene HELT). Gene Ontology annotation, biological process: regulation of transcription by RNA polymerase II; anterior/posterior pattern specification; regulation of neurogenesis. Gene Ontology annotation, molecular function: RNA polymerase II cis-regulatory region sequence-specific DNA binding; DNA-binding transcription factor activity, RNA polymerase II-specific; protein dimerization activity. Lineage: Eukaryota; Metazoa; Chordata; Mammalia; Carnivora; Felidae. The record is from RefSeq and is a predicted model, not a curated record. Gene Ontology annotation, cellular component: nucleus. The transcript is spliced from 4 exons. Bases 1 to 1047 code for a protein of 348 amino acids.